Pollicipes pollicipes is the source of this 2218-nucleotide messenger RNA. Its product is annotated as zinc finger protein 28. The coding region runs from base 923 to 2218 and encodes 431 amino acids. Gene Ontology annotation, cellular component: nucleus. Gene Ontology annotation, biological process: regulation of transcription by RNA polymerase II. Lineage: Eukaryota; Metazoa; Arthropoda; Thecostraca; Pollicipedomorpha; Pollicipedidae. The record is from RefSeq and is a predicted model, not a curated record. Gene Ontology annotation, molecular function: DNA-binding transcription factor activity, RNA polymerase II-specific; RNA polymerase II transcription regulatory region sequence-specific DNA binding. The transcript has 5 exons.
AUCGUGCAAAGGAGGCAAUUAAAUAUACGAUUUGUCAUAGGUUGGGUCAAAGCUAUCUAACGGGUUGGGUCGACGGUUGGCUUUUUGCCGUGUCCUGUAACUAUGUGGUGUUGUGUCAUUAGUGCUGUAGAUCGGUGUUUGCUGUCGCUAUCGUAAUUGCCAUGGCUUGAAUGUAAUUUAUAAUCCAAUGAAUAAAAUGUUUCUGUUUGGUAAUUAGUGUCGUGAGGAAAGUUCAUUGACAUGCGACGUUUUUGUUAUAUUUAGGUGAAAAUAUCCACAUUUACUACAUGAAAUAGGCAUUGCAUUAAGCAAGUGAGAUAAAUCAUGUCAUGAACAUAGAUGGUGAGGCACAGUUGACUAAAUAGCCCUCUAAGAAGGUGUGUUUGGUUUGAUUUAGCCUAAGGAGUAACAGCUAGUUAUUUUUCAUUCAUGGCAGACUGACUGAGGUGAGCCAUGCAUUCAUUGGCUUGGUGUGUUAUUUAAAAGCAGCUGUGGUUUUAAAUGUCAGGCAAAUUUGGCUUGCAUUCUGUUAGGCCCUCUCGGAAUGGCUGUGCUUGGGGUGUCUUGAUUAUAUAUGCAAAUCUGCAGGCUGCAUUAUUGGUAUGUUCAAAUUAAUACCUUGAUGUGAAUAAAAAAUGUAAUUUAUCAUGUACCAAGUUAUCUGCACAGAAUUCUGGGGGAAAAUGAAAAUAUUCUGAUAAUGCUAAGUUUUGGAUUUUUUGCACUACUUGAAACAGCCAUGUGUGAAUGCUGUUGUCUACACUAUUGCAGUUUUGCUGGGAGUCUGCAUGCACCAUACUUCAACCAGACUGACAACAUUAGCAUUCCUAGGAAGUACUGUAGUUCUGUGGGUGUUUGUACCAACUGAGGCUUGGCCAUUUCAGAGAGAAAAAAAAAACACUCAAACUUGCAGGUCAUCUCCAUGUUAAAAAUGGAUGCAGAUUGCAGUGAUACUGCCAUUAUACCUAUCUUGCCUACAUGUUGUUUCAUAUGCAACUCAUCUGAGGCUGAAACAGAUGUGAACCAUUCCAUCAUUGAAGACACAGGCUCCUCACUGUCAGAGCUGGUGCAGCUGGUGCUGCCGGACAGCACAGACGAGCUGCAGCUGAUAUCGGCAGUGUGCGCCUCGUGCGUUGGCCUUCUGGCCGAGUAUGACCAGCUGCGGCUCGGCCAGGCGCGCCUCGCUGACCACGUGCGCAGCCAGUACGCCUCCAGCCAGCUGGCGCGCUCCUCGCUCGACGUCAUCAUAGAGAUGGGUGACAACCGGGUGACGGUGCCGUACGGUGUGUACCGCGAGCACCGCGCGGCCGGGCCGACGGACGCGCCCGCUCCUCUGCCGGCGGCCGACUCGCUCGACCUGGAGAUCCACGUGCAGGGCGGGCGGCUGUGCCACGUGUGCGACGCGAGCUUCGGCACGUUCGGCGAGCUGGCGCGCCACCUGCGCGCCGCGCACCAGCUGAGUAGCAGCGAGAUCCGCGCGUGCGGCGCCGCUUUCCGGCGCGCCGACAUGUGCCGCAAGCACGAGGCGACGCACCGCGCGCAGGUCAGCGCGCACCGCUGCGAGCUGUGUGGCAAGACGCUGUGCUACCGGCACGGCCUCAAACGUCACCUGCAGAGCCAGCACGGCCUGGCGGCUAAACACCCGGUCGUGGUGCGCGCUGCCGGCCCAGCCGCCGCCCGCACGCCCUGUGACCAGUGCGCCGAAGUGUUCGCCGACUACGGCAAGUACCUGUUCCACUGCCGAAGCGUGCACCUGCAGGAGCCGGACGUCGGCUUCGGCUGCGAGUCGUGCGGGCGCCGCUUCGAGAAGCGCUCCGAGCUGCGGCUGCACCGCGAGACGCACCAGGACACCAGCUACUCGUGCGUCACGUGCGACAAACACUUCAAGACGCGGCUCGCCUACCAGAAGCACGCGCGCGUGCACAGCGGCGGCGGCUGGCGCUGCGAGCACUGUAACAAGGUGUUUGACACGCGGCCCAAUCUGGCCACCCACCUGCAGACGCACUCGGCGCGGCGCGCGCACGCCUGCGCCGACUGCGGCGCCACCUUCAAGUUCGGUCAGACGCUGGCACGCCACCGCGCCGUGCGCCACUCGGGCGCCACGCCGCGCUACGUGUGCGACGUUUGCGGCAAGGCGUUCGCGAGGGCGCUGCUAGCGCUCGGCUCGAACGCCGCCGACGCUGGUCCGGUCGACGUCACGUUCGAGGUCGACCUGUGA